Messenger RNA from Fusarium oxysporum Fo47, 1434 nucleotides. Its product is annotated as pectin lyase fold/virulence factor. The transcript has a single exon. The coding region runs from base 1 to 1434 and encodes 477 amino acids. NCBI's taxonomy places the organism in Eukaryota, Fungi, Ascomycota, Sordariomycetes, Hypocreales, Nectriaceae. Gene Ontology annotation, biological process: carbohydrate metabolic process. Gene Ontology annotation, molecular function: polygalacturonase activity. The record is from RefSeq and is a predicted model, not a curated record.
AUGCCUACCAACGGAAGCCAAAUCAAGACCUACGCCGCCCCUGAAGGGGUAGCGGUAGCUGAUGCUUUCUUGAUAUAUGCCCGCUCUGUGGAUUCCGAACCAUGUAUCCCAGUGUCCACCUACGCCGUUGACGUUGCCGAGGUCAACACCACGCGCAAUGAAUUUGACAAACAUCCCAUCUCAGUUGCAUCCUUCGACAUGGAUGGCCCAGUUGAAGUUCAAGUCAAAUACACUUUGAACAAAGUGCAAAGCGCUGCCAUUCGGCCAAAAUCUCUAGGUAUCCAGGCUGUGAUUGAUGGUGAUAACACCAUUACUUUUAGCCUGGACCGACCUCAGGAUGUGAUGCUAGAGAUCAACCACGACAAGUGGCAAGCUCUUCACAUUCUCACAAAUGGUAUUGAUCACGAUGCACCUCCAAGAGAUUCUCAGGAAAUCUGGUAUUUUGGCCCUGGUAUCAACAAUGGAUCAGCAUACGGCUUGGUCACUGACGGGAAUCUUUUUGUACCCUCCAAUACCAUGGUAUACCUGGCAGGAGGCGCAUUCGUCACCUUUAAACUGAACUUCAUAAAAGUCUGCAACUCUGGAGUUCGGGGACACGGCUUCAUCUACAAUGGUCCCAACGGCGGCGCCAUCUUGAUUGAACGUUCGGAGAACAUUGUCGUCGAGAACGUUACUUCGCUGGGCGCUACCGGAUUCAGCCUCACAACUGGGGAAGCGAAAGGCGUAACCAUUAGUGGCUACAGAUCUUUCUCGUCCCAUGGAAAUGGCGACGGUGUGGACCUAUUCUGCUCUUCAGACAUCCUCGUAGAGAACUGUUUUCUGCGCAAUUCGGACGAUACCAUAGCCAUCUAUGGCCAUCGUUGGGACUACUACGGCGACUCAAGCAACAUUGUCAUACGGAACUGCGCCCUUCUUCCAGACAUCGCGCACCCAAUUCAUAUGGGCACUCAUGGGAAUCCGGCAAAGCCAGAAACCAUCAGCGGUAUCCAUAUUAGUAACAUCGACAUUUUGGAUCACUAUGAGAAUCAGAUGUGGUACCAAGGGUGUAUUUCUCUAAGCGCAGGCGACGAGAACUUGAUUGAAGACGUGCAUAUCCAAGAUGUCCGCGUGGAAAGGAUCUCCAAAGGCCAGCUGGUGAAUAGGCGGGUUAUGAAGAAUGAAAUGUGGACAACAGCGCCUGGUCAUGGGAUACGAAAUGUCACCCUCAAGGAUAUCAGUCUUGAUGCAACUAAUUCGCAGAUAGUGAAUCCGUCACAGAUCUUGGGUUUUGAUUACACGAGAAAGGUUGAAAAUAUUGUCUUCGAGAAUUUGAAAAUCGGAGGACAAUACAUUCAUGAUGGUAUGGAGAAGCCAAGGUGGUAUAUGGUGGCCGACCUUGUCCCCAUGUUCAUCAACGAGCAUGUCACAAACGUCAGGUUUAUCUUAACAAAAUGA